AUGAUAGCAUUCAGAUGGACUGGUAUUCCUAAACUUUCAGAUAUCUCUGCAAUGGUUCAUGGUUGUGGCAAUCGAAUGGUGAAAAUUUUAUUUUUCACCGCAAAUUUAUUAAUCUGUUUGUUUGGCACACUCAUUUUUGGCUUCUCAUUAUGGGCUAAUUUGGAUAAAGAUUUCGCAUCGAAAUUGGAAACAGCACUAAGUGUAAAUGCAGACGACUUGACUGUACUGGCAAGAUACCAAACAUUAUUAUGGAUGUUGAUAAUUAUUGGUGCAUUCCUGUUUUUCGUCGGUUUUCUCGGUUGUUGUGGUGCGAUGUGCGAAAAUGUCAUACUGUUAACUUUAUUCUUCAUCAUUGUACUAGCACUUACAAUAAUUGAAGUUGGCACAGUAAUAUUUGCUGCUAUCAACAAAGAACAAUUCAAAAAUGUUUUACAUCGUUACAACAAUUUAUCGGAAAAUCUAAUGAGGAUGAUGAAGGAUUCUUGCUUGUAUGUGGAGAAUGCUUCUGAUCGAUUAUCACCUUUUCCAUUUCAGAAGUUACUAUCAAAGGUUGACCAAGCGGAAGACAAAUAUUUGCAAGAUUUGAAACCUAUCCAAGAUGUUCUCCAAUGCUGUGGUGCGACACAAGAAACAAUGGAGCGAUACAGGGAACAUGGCCUAUGUAAAGGAGAAUUAAGCAAUAAGGCUCGGUUUUUUUUUCUUUUUAAAAAUAUUUUUUGA
This is a messenger RNA of Acanthocheilonema viteae, 720 nucleotides long. The record is from the annotation of a GenBank genome assembly. Lineage: Eukaryota; Metazoa; Nematoda; Chromadorea; Rhabditida; Onchocercidae.